AUGACUGACGCAGAGGCAGAGUCCAGAGCACAGCUUGAGGAUGAAGUUGUUCAAGCUCCACUAACUGGUGGAGGAGAGAGUGAAGUCUCACAUGAACUGGUUGCAGAGACAAGGCAAAUGGAAAAUGCAAACUUAGAGGUGGUGUCAGUUGGAGAUCAGGAUCUUCCAGGUUCUGCUCCCCCCCUCGAGAGCCACAAUGUCAACAUGUCAGAAAAAAACAGCGCCAAUAACCCAGCCUCUGAGAUUGCGGAGCUGACAGACUGUCAGACAGAAGCUACCAACAAUGUCCAAGCACAAUGUCCAAAUCCAGGAAUACCGGUAACCAAAGUCCAGCCCUUCCUUUCAGAUCAAGUAGACGACAAAACGCUCAGAGGUCGUUUAUUUGCGAGAAGAAUGGAGCUUUUAAUUGGUGUCUGCGUGUUGCUUACUGUUACCCUUGUUCUUGGCAUCAGUCUGGGAGUGGUCCUGAGCUGUAGAGGAAAGUUCCGGUGCAGCUCAUCGCUCUGUGUCAGCAUCUCUGCACAGUGUGAUGGACACAUAGACUGUGAACAUGGCGAGGACGAGCUCAGCUGUGUGCGUGUGAGUGGGAAGAGUGCGGUGCUGCAGGUGUUAAGUGGAGGAAUCUGGAGCACCGUGUGUUCAGAAACAUGGGACUCUGAGCUGGGUUUCUCUGCCUGCAAACAGCUGGGAUAUUCCAGUUAUGUGGAGUCUGGUUCUCUACCUCUUACCUCAAUUGAACAAGACCUUCAGGAUAAUCUGGUGUCUAUCAAGCUGACCCAGCUGAAUCCCCUGUAUCCAAUCAAGAUACACAACACAACCAACCUGAGUAAAACUGAAUGCAGAUCAGGAAAGAUCAUAACUUUAAGGUGCUUGGAGUGUGGCUCCCGGCCCCAGUACAGUGCCCGUAUAGUGGGGGGUAACCUGUCUCAAGAAGGCCAGUUUCCCUGGCAGGUGAGUCUCCAGUUCCAGAACGAGCACCUGUGUGGAGGGUCUAUUCUAACAACACGGUGGAUAUUAACAGCCGCACACUGUGUGUAUGGCUUCGCCUAUCCCCCACUGUGGAAAGUGCUGGCUGGACUCACAGAGCAGCCAGUGACUGGAGCCAGGUAUCUCGCUGUGGAGAAAAUUAUUUAUCACGGCCGCUACAGACCCAAAGGCCUGGACUACGACAUCGCCCUGCUGAAACUGUCACAGCCACUAACCUUCAAUGGGUACAUUGAGCCCAUCUGCCUGCCAAACUUUGGAGAGGAGUUUGAAGAUGGGAAGAUAUGCUGGAUCUCAGGAUGGGGAGCCACAGAGGAUGGAGGAGAAGCGAGCGUGUCUCUGCAUUCUGCGAGGGUCCCGCUGAUCUCCGCCAAAGCCUGCAGUCAGCCUGAAGUCUAUCAGGGGUACAUCUCCCCCGGCAUGAUCUGUGCAGGAUAUCUAGAAGGAGGAACUGACUCCUGCCAGGGGGACAGUGGGGGUCCUCUGGCCUGUGAGGACGCAUCCAUGUGGAAGCUGGUGGGAGCGACUAGUUGGGGCCAGGGCUGCGCUGAGAGAAACAAACCUGGAGUUUAUACACGCAUCACACAAGCUCUCACCUGGAUUCAUCAACAAAUGGAGAGAGAAGAAACACAGAACCCUUCUCCAAUCAGCUCAGACAACUGACAAAGCUGACAAGAUGAUUUAUAGAUGUUUUUUAAACUGAAAUUAAUUCACAACUGUUCUGGGUUUUUUUUUAUCCUGCACAGCUGUUGAAGACAUUACAAUAAACAGUGUUAAGCAAUGCU
Clarias gariepinus (North African catfish) is the source of this 1769-nucleotide messenger RNA. It is a transcript of the gene tmprss3a, whose product is annotated as transmembrane serine protease 3a. NCBI's taxonomy places the organism in Eukaryota, Metazoa, Chordata, Actinopteri, Siluriformes, Clariidae. Gene Ontology annotation, molecular function: protein binding; serine-type endopeptidase activity. The transcript has 13 exons. Bases 1 to 1647 code for a protein of 548 amino acids. Gene Ontology annotation, cellular component: membrane. The record is from RefSeq and is a predicted model, not a curated record. Gene Ontology annotation, biological process: proteolysis.